Messenger RNA from Camponotus floridanus (Florida carpenter ant), 3121 nucleotides. It is a transcript of the gene Jupiter, whose product is annotated as microtubule-associated protein Jupiter. The record is from RefSeq and is a predicted model, not a curated record. Bases 517 to 1278 code for a protein of 253 amino acids. The transcript has 5 exons. Gene Ontology annotation, cellular component: nucleus. NCBI's taxonomy places the organism in Eukaryota, Metazoa, Arthropoda, Insecta, Hymenoptera, Formicidae.
CCGUCUCCUAGUCCGCGGAUGCGCGGGAAUGGAAAUGCAUACUGCCAGGAUAGUCGGUCGAGGUGGCUAUUCGCAACAGCUCCCAUUCGAAAAGAAGAAAAAGAUAGAGAGAGAGAGAGAGAGAGGGGAAGAGAGAGAGAGAGAGAGUAACAAAGAGAGCGGAUACGAAAGAGGGAGAGAAACAGACACGAGGCACUGGUGGAGGAGGCAUUAUAUACUUGCUGGAUCUUCGUUCACCGUCAGUAUCUUGUCCGAAUUCGUGGCACUUACAUCGCAAACCCUGUAAACACCGCAAUACUCGCAGCUGCAGCCAAGAACGUGAGCUGUGGGAGAUCUAAGAACUUGGCAUAAAAAAAGUCCGUUCAUUUAAAUUCGCAUUUUGCAUUCGUGUGCCGCCUGCAUUUCGAAAGAGGAGUGAUUGCCUCUAUUAAGAAGGAGAGCCCGACCGCUUCGAGGUUGCUAAGAGACACCUCUUUUUUUUCUUGACUGAUUGAGAUCCAGUCCCGGGGGAUUAUCAUGGCCACUUACGCAACAUACAGGCAUGUCGAGCUUGACAAUGUCGGAUAUGGAAAGAAAAGGGUGUUGAAACCACCUGGUGGUGGUAGCAGCGACAUUUUCGGCGCAGAGGAGACGAGUCCGCGUCGUGUCAAGACCCACAAUCAGUCUCAGUUGGGCUCGGCGCUUUUCGGCAACUCCAACGGCACCGAGAACACGCCUGCCGUCCUGUCGCCGCGGUCCAAUAAGCCGGGUAAUGAUUCAUACAAUCGUCUGUUUGGUCCUCCCGAUGCCCUACCCACUCCAAAUACAAAAAAAAAUCACAAGGGCAACAAUAUUCUCUUCAACGGGGAAGGAUCAUCGACCUCGACGCUAUCGUCGAGCCCCGCGAUGUCACGCGCCAAGAGCACAAUCAGCAACGGCAACAGCUCAUUGCCAAACAUUGCUAAUGGCUUUUCUAGCAAUGGCAAUAAUUCAUCCAACGAUAUCACAGCUUUUAGGAGAAAGAAACGAUUUCGAGGAUUGCCGACGCGCAACCCGGUCACCGGAGAUGGAAUUGAGGUGACGCCUGUGAGGUGCAACCCACGAAAGUGGAGAGAUGGCAAUCCGGUAACUGGAACUGGCUACAUGCCCGAGAUGCAGAAAAACGGACCGGCCAUGCAGAACGGAAUUGCUAGCUCGAAUUCCAGCAGUAGUGGCGAAAAGUCGAAUGAAACGUCGCCGGCGGCAGCAAAGCCGCGUACCCGCAUCCCACCUGGUGGCUAUUCAUCUGGACUGUGGUAAAGGGCAAAGUCAUCAUCCGUCGCUUUCUUUCCUUUCCCGAGAUAUGUUCUGAUUAAUUCUUUCACAGCUCUGUUACUCCUAACUCAUUAAAGCCCACUAUAUCUCUUGAGAUCUUCGAAUUGUUGUCCGUAAAACACCCCGAAAUAGAAGUCUAUUUAUACCAUACCGUGUAUCUAUGGCGAUGGGUAUACUUUUCUAUAUUUUUUAGAAUCCCAAAAAAAGAGAGAGUUGAGAGACAGGUGAAAUAAUAUAGUGGGUCUUAGUAGAUUAACAUCAUUCUGCUUUGUACUAUUCUCAAGAAAAUUCAUAGAGAGGAGCAAGAAUAACAUUUACAGGCCUUUUGAUUUUCGGAUAACUAUUCUCAAUAAUCGUUCUUGAAUUAAUUCAGACGUAAAUACAUGAUUAUAAUCAGUCACUGCAGUAUUCAAACAAGAAUGCAGUAUUCAAUAUAACAUGAUAUUUGCAAUUAGGAAAGUCGAAAGGAUUAAUAAGGAUGGACGAAAAUACUAUAAUAAUAAUAAAAUCAUUAAUCAUCCGAAUAUUUGCAACGUAAAAACGAGCAAGAUCGCAUUUCAAUGACGCAAUUCGAUCAACAAUUCUAUCAUAUUUCAUAUUGAUUUCUUGAGAUCUUAGAUUUCAAUCAUAUGACACGCAAAUUCUAUAUUUUAAAAGAAUUAUAAAAUAUCGAAUUGGUAAUUAAUGGUAAAAUUGUUAGAUUUAAUAAAUAGAAUUUUUGCAAAUCUCUUUACUGCAAAACGAAUAAAAUGUUGUAGAAAAUAUGAUACUAAACCGGUCCUGAGUUUCUCUGGAGCGUGAAUUACCAGUCUUUCAAUUAACAACUCUGGUACAAGUUUUAUCACGUAACUGUAUAAAGGUAGUUAAAACGAUCAUUGCGCGUAAAGUAUAUUUUUUCAUGGCUGAAAUGUUACGUCGGUCGAUGAACGAUUCGCGAGUCGUAAAUCAUUCUGCUAGGAAGUGCAAUUCCUUUAUUAACGGCUUAUAUAUAAUGAACCUAAUAUAAAUAAUAGAAUAUAAAUAAAUAGAAAAGAAUAAUUUUCAUGAUAAGAGAGGUGGAAACAAAAAUAUUUGUUUUAAAAUUAAAGCAUAAAGUAAGAACAUAUUGUGUAAACUAUUUCAAUUAUUUGUAUUUCAAAAUAUUUAAUAAUCAACAUUUUAUGAACAGUAUUAAUAAUUCCAGCUAGAAUUGCAGUAAAAUUUGAAUAUUAGCAAUGUUUUUCAGUAUUAUAAUGUUUAAUUCGUACUUUUUGUAUUUUAUUUAUAUUUUCCAUUCCGAAAUCUUAUAUUUAUUAUAUUGCGUACGAUUGUCGUAUCAGGUAUCGCAGUAUUUUGCUCGUUUUUAAUGUUUGCAUAUCGCGUUUCGAUCAUAUAACAUCUUAGAGAAUCACAUGUCUGAGAAUUCGCUUUCAUCUCAAGAUAAAGGACAAUGAUAUAUUCACAUAUAUACAUAUACAGAACAGUACCAAGAUCGUAGAAUUAUAGUAUCGUGAUUAUUACAGUAUAGGCAUUGAUUAGGAGUGAGGAAAAAAAUCAUUGCACUAUCUAAAAAUCUGCCAAAAAUCAAGAAAAAAUAUAUUGAAGAAGUCUACAUGUGAAAAUAAUUAACAAAAUAAUUAACAUUUUGAAUAGAGAGUAUCUCAUAUUAGUGUGACACUGUUACAAAAAAAAAAUAGAUUCCGUAAAAAUCAAAGGAAUGAAUUGUAAUAAAAAAACAGCAGUGUUUAAUGAUGAAAUUAAGAUUGUGGAAACUUCAGAGUUAUACUACAUUAGAAGUAGGUAUGUGUUAUUUCCAAAAAUAAAGGUAUACUAUGUAUAACCCAUUAAA